Agelaius phoeniceus (red-winged blackbird) is the source of this 978-nucleotide messenger RNA. It is a transcript of the gene SCN2B, whose product is annotated as sodium voltage-gated channel beta subunit 2. Lineage: Eukaryota; Metazoa; Chordata; Aves; Passeriformes; Icteridae. The record is from RefSeq and is a predicted model, not a curated record. Gene Ontology annotation, cellular component: plasma membrane.
UCCAGCCAUAUUGGGCUGUGGGGGGAAAGCGGCUCUAAUGUUCUAUGUCACCUGCAAAUAACCCGGGCGUUCGAAAAAGCACCUCCACCACCUCCACCACCCACACCAACACCACGUCCUCUCCACACACUAAAGUCCGUCAAAAUGAGCCCGGAAGGCUGGCUCCCGCAGCCCACCCUGCUCCUCACUGGCCUCACCUUGCUCCUCUCGCUGGCGCCCCCGAGGCUGGGCAUGGAGGUCAUGGCCCCUGCCAUCAUCAAUGCCCUGAAUGGCUCCUCUGUGAAGCUCUCCUGCACCUUCAACUCCUGCUACAAAGUGGAGAACAAGCAGUUUUCCCUCAACUGGACGUACCAGGAGUGCAGUAACUGCUCGGAGGAGCUGUUCCUGCAGUUCCGCACCAAGAUCAUGAACAAGCAGCUGGAUCGCUUCGGGAACCGCGUGGAGUUCACCGGCAACCCCGCCAAGUACGACGUGUCCUUCACCCUCAAAAACGUGCAGCUGGAGGACGAGGGCACCUACAACUGCUACGUGCUGAACCCCCCGGACCGGCACCGGGGCCACGGCAAGAUCAGCCUGAAGGUGCUCACCAAAGAGCCCCCCAAGCACGACUCGACCGUGGCUGUGAUCGUGGGCGCCUCCGUGGGCGGCUUCCUGGCCGUGGUGAUCCUGGUGCUGAUGGUGGUGAAAUGCGUGCGCCGGAAAAAGCAGCAGAGGCUCAACACGGAUGACCAGAAGACAGAGGAGGAAGGGAAGACAGAUGGUGAAGGCAACCCGGACGAGGGCACCAAGUAAAGGCCCCCUGCCCGCCCCUCCCUCCUGCCCCCUGUACAGUGUGACCCUCUUGAUGUGCUUCCCAGAGCAAGGAUUUCUGUCUCCCCAGAGCAUCCCUCCUUCCAUGCCAACACCCACCCCAGCCUGGAGCAGGGCGCAGAGAGGAGGUCCCUGGAGCCUGGCUGGGCUGGGCAGGGCUGGGGAGAG